This is a messenger RNA of Phytophthora infestans T30-4, 996 nucleotides long. RefSeq lists its product as uncharacterized. The transcript is spliced from 2 exons. Gene Ontology annotation, cellular component: peroxisomal membrane. The coding region runs from base 151 to 969 and encodes 272 amino acids. The record is from RefSeq and is a predicted model, not a curated record. Lineage: Eukaryota; Oomycota; Peronosporomycetes; Peronosporales; Peronosporaceae. Gene Ontology annotation, biological process: peroxisome fission; regulation of peroxisome size.
UUCAAGUUGAGCUUCCGCUGGCCCGCCGUCUCACACUAUUGGCGUCGCUUACCUCCCGCACAGCAUUCCACUCAAGUACCAGGUUGCACCUUCGUGUUCUUUUUCCUGCGCGUGCAUCCACUACCUUCCCAUUCUCGACAUCGCUGUAUCAUGGACACCAAGGCCCCACUCUCACUCGACGCCUUCAUAAAGCUGGCCUUCUGUCUAGAAGGCCGAGACAAACUUUCCAAGAUGCUGCAAUAUGGCAGUCGAGCGCUGGCCUUCUACGUCUUGUCGGCUGACCCUAAGAGCGACGUGGGUCAGCGUCUACACGCGCUCUACAAAGUCAUGCAGCAGUCUCGUAAGGCAUUUCGCCUUGGAAAGAGCGUCACGUACUACAAGAAACUGCAAACGCUGUCCGGUAGCAAGAGUCUCACUGAGACGCAGCGCUAUCUGCAGUUCAUUCAGAACCUGGGCAUGCUGGGCUACUUCUUGGCGGACAACGCGGCGUUUGCCAGCAAAGCCAAAGUGCUUCGCCUCGACGCAGACGAUCUGGCUCAACGUGGCGGCGUCAUGUGGUUCUGCGCCAACGUCGCGGGCUUUUUCAACGCCCUGGAGAGUCUCAACGCCGAUGUGGAGAAGGAGAAGUGUGUGAGGGACAUUUUGGCCUCUGAGGAGGACACAGCACGCGUUGAGACGCUGCAGAACCAACUGGAGACGCUGAGGAGCGGCCGCUUCAAGAAGCUUCUCGCGGUGCUUAAGGUCACGUGCGAUCUCAUCGUUUCCUCCAACACGAGCGGCGUGCGGCUGGCCGAGCGGAUCACGGGCACGAAGCUGCACGACGGCAUUAUUGGGUCGGUCGGCUGCGUGUCGGCUGCGGUCGUGCUGUACAACACGUGGCCAAGCGCACCGAAGAAAGCUCUACCGCCGAGCGAGACGGUAAAGGCCAAGACGGAAGGCAAGACGGAGACCAAGAGCGAGACGGAUUAAACUCGCGACGAACUGUCGGCUUCAUUG